GCUUAAGACUACACACACAAAGAUGAGAUUGUUGCAUCACAAUUCACAGCAAAAGAGCCAAGUUUCCAUUCCAUUGACACAGAAAAUAUAAAUCUGUAGCAUUGAGAAAAUCUUUACCUUUUGACAUAGUUUUAUCAUUUUUUUAUCCUAAGUUGCAACCCUUUUACCAAGAAAAAUCAUAUUCUUUGAGCUGUUCUUCAAACAAAGCUCUCUCUCAAUCUUGUAAUCUCUCUCUCUCUCUCUCCCUCUCUCUCCCUCUCUCUCUCUUUGUUGCAGUUUCCCUUUUGCUGCAUGGGGUUGUGUUGAUUAUAUUGUUGUUAGAUUCUUCAGUAUAGGGUGAAUUUCGGACAUUCUUGAUAGGUACUGUUAUCUACCUCAGAUCUUGAGAUUUUUGCAUACAGAAAUGGAUAAGUUGCAGUGGGGGAAUAGAAAGAGGCUGAGGUGUGUAAAAGUAAAAGACUCAUCCUUGAAUGGAAAAUCAGAUGGAGGUGGCGGCGGCGGCGGGGGUGGGGCUGUUGUGAAGAAGAAAAUCACUUCAAGAGUGGUGGAUAAUAACAACAGUAAUAAUGUCCAUAGCAGUAGUAAAGAUGGGCAUGCUCUUCCUCCAGUCCCAUCUCCUCAUCGCCCUAACAGGGAAUUGGGGAUGAGUAGAUCCACUGCCAAUGACAGCCGAAAAGCAUCAGCGUCCUUAUCACCUGAGAAGGAGGACAGGUAUUAUACGACGAGGGGAUCGGGCGGAUUUGAUGUUAGUAGCAAGGCGUUGUUUGCAAACCCAAAGGAGGAAAAUAGGAAGAUCGUUUGGCCAAAGUUGCUAAUAACACUUUCAAGUAAAGAAAAAGAGGAAGAUUUCAUGGCGAUGAAAGGCUGCAAACCGCCUCAAAGGCCCAAGAAACGGGCCAAGUUGAUCCAAAGAACCAUAUUAUUGGUCAGCCCUGGUGCAUGGUUAACAGAUUUGUGCCAAGAGAGGUACGAAGUGAGGGAGAAGAAGACUUCCAAGAAGAAACCCAGAGGAUUGAAAGCUAUGGGAAGCAUGGAAAGUGACUCCGAAUGAUAGGUUUGCUCCUAGAGGAACAAAGAGGCGGAUAAACAGGAAGUUUUGGUUUCAUUUUUGCGAUAUGCAGACGGAGUAGAAAUCCCAGGUGGGCUCUUUGAUUUGUUUGAUAGAAAAUGUUACUCUUGAGCAUAGACCGGGAGGGGGGGGGGGUCUUCUAGCGAGAUAGCGACAUUAUGCUGGUGAAGUUUCGCCAACAUCUCUGUUAUGAACACUCCCGUUUAUGGGGUUGUACCUCGACUGUAACAUGCUAGUGCAUUUGCACGAAGCCUUCUUCAUGAAAAAGGUUUCUUUUUAAUCCGGUC
Molecule: messenger RNA, 1356 nt
Organism: Sesamum indicum (sesame)
Lineage: Eukaryota; Viridiplantae; Streptophyta; Magnoliopsida; Lamiales; Pedaliaceae
Source: RefSeq, a predicted model, not a curated record